Molecule: messenger RNA, 1743 nt
Organism: Boleophthalmus pectinirostris (great blue-spotted mudskipper)
Lineage: Eukaryota; Metazoa; Chordata; Actinopteri; Gobiiformes; Gobiidae
Gene: otop1
Product: otopetrin 1
Exons: 6
Coding region: 1-1743 (580 amino acids)
Biological process (GO): inner ear morphogenesis; proton transmembrane transport
Cellular component (GO): membrane
Molecular function (GO): proton channel activity
Source: RefSeq, a predicted model, not a curated record
AUGGCGGAGCACAGCGGGCUGGACAUCAUGUGUCCGAACAACUACUGCCACAGCUCCGCGUCCUCCUCCAGCUCCGAGCGCGACAAGAGAAUGUUCUCCCGGAUCAAAACAAGCCUGUCCGCGGACUACCCCAAGAAGAACGCGGAGAUCCUGAGCGGUCAGUACGGCACCAACCUGCUGCUCAUCGGGGCCGCGCUCAUGCUCGCCAUCGCCAACCACGGCCCCGCGGUGCGCGAGGAGCACCUGCUCGAAUUCCUCAGCGUCGUCAUGGGGCUGCAGCUCGCGUGGAUGAUGUGGUACAUCCUCGUGCGGGUCCGGCACAACAGUGCGCACACGGAGAAGGACAAACACGUUACGACCUGUUGGAUCCGAGGUGGUCUGACGCUCCUCGCGCUGCUCUCCCUCGUGAUGGACGCGUUCCGUAUCGGUUAUUACGUGGGCUAUCACGCAUGCGUGUCGGCGGUGCUCGGGGUGUACCCGGUGCUCCACGCAGCGCACACUAUUGCUCAGGUGCAUUUCCUGUGGUUCCACAUUAAAGACGUCAUCAAGUCGUUCGAGACGUUUGAAAGGUUCGGGGUGAUCCACGCCGUCUUCACGAACCUCCUGCUCUGGUGCAGUGGAGUCAUGUCCGAGGCCGAACACUUCCUGGAAAAUCACAUCAGGAGAAACAACGAGGAAAACCCCGGGAACUUCAGCACAGAUUUCUCGGAGCCUGAGUGUAACUGCUCGACGUCGACGUGUUCGCUCUUCGCCAACAGCCUCGUUUAUCUUUACCCGUUUAACAUCGAGUACCACAUCUUCGUGUCGGCCAUGUUGUUCGUGAUGUGGAAGAACAUCGGUCGGACGCUGGAGCGGCGCGGCUCUCGUCUGCGCCCGCUGCCCAUCAGCCGGUCCCUGAGCGUGGGUCCGGUCCUGGGGCUGUUGGCGUUGGCGAGCACCAUCACGGUGCUGGUGGUUUAUCUGACGCACGUGGAGAUGAACGAGGAGACGCGGCGGGCGGCGGUCUCCAUGUACUACAUCUACGGCAUCGUGAUGCUGCUGAGCAUGUGCGGCGCGGCGGCGGUCGGGCUGCUGAUCUACCGCGUGCAGCACUGUCCCUUCGACACGUCCAAAAACCCGUCUCGACAGCUGGACACGCAGCUCCUGGUCGGCUCGUCCGUGGGCUCGUGGCUCAUGUCCUGGUGCAGCGUGGUUUCCGUGGCGACCAGCAGUAGCUCCGCCCCUCACCGCUGGACCAACGGGCUUUACUCGCUGCUGAUCGUUCUGGAGAAGUACGUCCAGAACCUCUUCAUCAUCGAGUCUCUGUACCGUCAGGAGGAGGCGGAGCUGCCCGCCGCGCCAGAGAUUUUCUCCGUCACUUCGUCUCUGGCGCCCCCUUACGGCGGCAUCAUAAACCGCGCCUACGAGACGCAGGAGCGCGGGAUAGAGGAGGGGGAGGAGACCGCCGUGGUCUAUGGCCGAAAACCCUCUCAGGUGCCGCUCCCCGUGGGCACCAACCUGCCCCCGCCCCCCCGACUCAAGAGGAAACUGCUCAAGAACAUCGCGCUCUUCCUCACCAUGUGCAACGUCUGUUUGUGGAUCUUGCCGGCGUUCGGCUGCCGGCCUCAGUACGAUAACGGUCUGGAGGAGGAGACGUUUGGAUUUUCCAUCUGGACGACGGUUUUAAACUUCGCCAUUCCCCUGAACCUGUUUUACCGGAUGCACGCCGUCGCCUCGCUCUUCGAAGUCUUCCUCCGCGUCUGA